Molecule: messenger RNA, 5585 nt
Organism: Clunio marinus
Lineage: Eukaryota; Metazoa; Arthropoda; Insecta; Diptera; Chironomidae
Source: the annotation of a GenBank genome assembly
ACUUUUAAAGAAAAAAAUGAGAAGCCUUUUAAAAGAAUAAAUAAAUUCACUUUUUCAUAAUUAAACUCAGUGAUAUUUUAAGAUAAUUUUUGUUAUUCAUUAUGAUGAUGCACCACUGAACAUUUAAACUUAAAUUGCAACUGAAAUAUUGUGUAAUUUUAUAAUAAGGUGAUAAAAUUACAAUGUUUGAAUCACGAAAAACUAUUUUGGUGCACAAGCCACCAUAUCAAUUUCCAAACUGUUGGUUUCACAUCCCAGAUGAAAACGAUUAUUCUGAUGGAUCUAAUAUACCGACAUAUGACCUUGAGCUCACAAAAUCUGCCAUGGAUCAAACAUUUAAUCUUUGCGAAUCAUUAAACGUAGCAAGAAAGAACAUAAAUACCGAAGAAGACGACUGGGAAGAAAAGGUUUCCAAACUGGGAUGGUCUACAAAACAUCAUCAAUUGUUCAAUCUAAUCGUUAAAGUUCUUGACUAUGAUCGUCUUUCUCGUCUUGCUAAUGUCAACAAUAAGCGUUACGAAGCAAUUCAAAGACGAAUAUCAAUUGAUAAAUCAGCUGAUAGAAUGCGGAAAGCACUUGCAAGUGUUUCUUGGGAUAUACAAAUGUGUCAAUGGAUUCAUGGAAUUUUCAUGGACCAGCUUCCGUCAAGCUAUCUUGCAUCAUAUUUAGAGAUAAUGCAAACAUUGAAAGUGAAAUUACCUUCUCUGGUCGAUAAAAUGAUUUUCUGGAAGCCAGGAAGUGUCAAUCAAGAUCUGCUUGCUCCGAUUCUCAAAAAACCUUGGCAGCCUGUGCUUAACAAUAAAUAUCGGAAACUUCCAGGAAAUCCUUUACUUGUGGUAAUUCCUUCUGCAGCACCUCGUCUUACGCCACAAUCUUCUCGUUUACAGAAACUUUAUACUCUCUUCACAACAAUGGCGCCAAUGCUUCCAGUACAAUUAAAUAUCAAUGGAAUUGCAGCUCAAAAUCAAUCACUUCAAUCAAUCGCUGAACAAACUGUGUCGAUAACUCGAACAAAAAUUCAAGAACUGCAAGCUGAAAAUCCAGAUCGUCGAUUGAUCUUAAUAGGAAUGAAUUCAGCAUCAGUUUUAGCUAUGCAAGUAGCUUUAGUUGAGCAAGUUUCUGGUGUUGUUUGUUUUGGCUUCUCUUACAACACAGUACACGGUGUACGAGGACAAGCUGAUGAUCAAUUACUUGGACUUUCAACGCCAGUUUUAUUUCUUGUUGGUCAAAAUGCUGCACGCAGCAAUGAAGAAGAAAUUGAAUUCUUUCGAGAGAAAAUGUCUGCGCCAACUUCAUUAGUUGUAGUUGGAUCAGCUGAUGAUUUCCUAAGAGUCACUAAAACGAAACGUCGAAUUGAAGGAGUAACACAAGAAAUGGUUGACAACAUGAUUGUUGAUGAAAUUGCUGAAUUUUCAACGAAAUGUCUUCAAAGACCUUUGAAAAUCAAACCAAAAGUUUCUUUCAACGCACCAAUACGUGACAUUGAUUCCUCUUGUGGACAAUUGAAGAAGAAAAUGAAACUGACUAAUAUUGAUGAAAAUAAUUCAAGCAAAGUUCUUAAUAAAUCACAAAAAAACAUGAGACCGACAUCGACGACAGGAAUUUCUGGAAUAAAUGAAGAUGCAACUGAAAUGGCAGUACAAAGUAUUUUACCAGCGGAUCAUGAGGAACAAAUUCCAGCACAAACAAUCAAAUCAUCAUCUACAAAGUUUAUCACUGGAAAUCGAAUUGUUACUAGUGCUGUAGAAAAGAAAAUGGUUUUGUCAGUUAAACCACAAGUAACAAAAUCCAAGUUCAUUGCAAUGAGAGGAGAGAAAAAUCCAAGAAUUAAUAUCCAAUCACGACCGAUUUCCAAAGCGGGAUCGAGAUCAGUAACGCCAUCAUCGCAGCCAUACGUGCUCAAUAAUCGAGGUUUGACGGUUGGGAAGUCAACUCAAUCUCAGCAACAAAGCUUCAGUCCUACAAAGUACACAAUAGUCCGGUCAACGUCAAAUAUUCCUAACGUUUCUUAUUCGAAUGAUUCUUCAUCAAAUCCUGAAGUUUCAGGGACAAAUAUUUUCGAUAUGCCAAUUGUGUUUGCUGAUCAUGAUGGAAAUAUUGACGAGGAUUCCUCACGAAUGUCAGAUGAGGUUAUUUCAAUUGCUAGCGAUUCACCACCGCAUGUCGCCAAACAAGUUGUCUUAAAAACAUCAAAUGUGUCUAAUUCAGCGUCUUCAGGAACGUCAUCGUUUACAAUCACCAAAAAUAAAAAUAUUUUGAUUCAAAAACCUUUACCAAAGCCGACACAAACAACAAGAAUGUUUAUGAUAAACGGCACAGUGAUUGGCAGGCAAGUUUCACCUAACAAUAUUGUUCUACCGAAAUCAAAUCUGACUCAAACAUCUAAAAUUCAAAAGAUUAUUCCGGGAACAAAGAUAUUAAAUGCACAAUUGAAACCGUCAACCGCGCCAGUAGGCAAGAAAAUUGAAAUUCUUAAUAAUACAAUCAUUAAACCGGCAACUACAACUUCUGCUGCGACUACAUCAAAAAUUCAACCAGCAACGUUUGUAAAUUUGGCAGAUACAAAAACGACAACUGGAAGGUUUUCGCUAACAUCAUCAACGCCGAUUAAGAACCAAAUUAUCAUUAACACAAGCACUUUAAAGCCCUACACGGGUUCACAAAUUAUACCAACGUCACUCGGAAGAGCUCCCAAUUUCAUUAACAUGGCUUGCAUUGAAGGGAGAAAAGAAAAAUGUGCACUCUGCAAUAAGACAAAAGAUAUUCUUCAUGGAAUAUGGGAGCGUUGCAGUAACCGCUUAAUUUCUGAAUUAAUUUCUGAUUUUUUGCGAAUAGAGUUUCAUGAUCUAAUGUCGAAAAAAAUUUGCUGUGGCUGUCUUAAAGUGUUGGAAGACGUAAAUUCGUUGCGAUAUGAGGGCAAAAUCAAUGUAUCAGAAAAUAAUUACAACCUUUCGUCCGAAGAGCUCACUCAACUGAUGUCUAAUAAUUCUAUCCGAAAAAGAACUUGGGAACAAAGCCAAAAGAUAAUUGUUACUCCAAUGAACAUAGAAAUACCAAGCGAUUCGUCAUUGAAAUCAAAUUGCUGUGGUAAUUCUUCUCCUUAUACUCAAAUGCCAACACCCAUUCGCAACUGGACAUCCCUUCUUGAGGAAUCCUCUCAAGAGUCUUCCGAAAAUAAGAUUAAUAAUAACAAUAUGUCGUUAUUACCAUUUCUUUCGGAUUCUAGUUGUAAGAAAAUUACAAAAAACAAUGAUAUAAAGUUAUCAGAAGAAGAUUAUCCCGAAGAAGACAUUAUCAGUGAUGAAAUUUGCCAUAUUUUUGAAUGUGAAAAUAACGGAAGUAGAACAGAAAGUUUUAAAAACUCACGAGAAGAAAAAGGUAUCCCAGUAGAUUCUGGAACGUCUUCAUCAGCGUCAUCAUCAAUAACAGGAGCGAGCGGUACCAUUAAUCCUUUAAAUGGAAAUAUUUACUCUCCUAACUACCACAAUCUGUUGAAAAAACGAAUUUUGCUUCCUGUUUUUGAAUAUCGUUCAGAUUUCAUGAGACUUCUUGCUGAACAUCAAUGUAUAGUGCUUGUAGGUGAAACAGGAUCUGGUAAAACUACUCAAAUCCCUCAAUGGGCCGUAGAAUAUGCUCGAUCAAUGGGCGGCAAAGGUGUUGCAUGCACACAACCCAGAAGAGUUGCAGCAAUGAGUGUUGCUCAGCGUGUAUCUGAAGAAAUGGAUGUUCUAUUAGGUCAAGAAGUUGGCUACAGCAUUCGUUUUGAAGAUUGUUCAUCGCCAAAAACAGUUUUGAAAUAUAUGACUGAUGGUAUGUUGUUACGUGAAGCAAUGAGCGAUCCAAUGCUCGAAGCAUAUCAAGUCAUUCUCCUCGAUGAAGCUCAUGAAAGGACACUUGCUACUGAUCUAUUAAUGGGAGUGUUAAAAGAAGUCGUUAAGCAACGUUCUGAUUUGAAAUUGGUCAUCAUGUCAGCAACUUUAGAUGCCGGCAAGUUUCAAAAUUAUUUCGAUAAUGCACCUUUAAUGAAUGUUCCUGGUCGUACACAUCCUGUUGAAAUAUUCUACACUCCAGAACCAGAACGUGACUAUCUUGAAGCAGCAAUAAGAACUGUUAUACAAAUUCAUAUGUGUGAGGAGAUUGAAGGCGAUGUUUUAAUGUUUCUCACAGGACAAGAAGAAAUUGAAGAAGCUUGUAAGCGUGUCAAACGCGAAAUAGAUAAUUUGGGUCCUGAUGUUGGAGAACUGAAAUGUAUUCCACUUUAUUCAACAUUACCACCAGCUGCCCAACAGAAAAUCUUUGAACCAGCACCACCAAAACGAUCGAAUGGCGCAAUAGGACGAAAAGUUGUCAUCUCAACGAACAUCGCUGAAACAAGUUUGACAAUUGAUGGAGUCGUUUUCGUUAUUGAUCCGGGAUUUGCAAAGCAGAAAGUUUAUAAUCCACGCAUACGUGUUGAAAGCUUAUUGGUUUCACCAAUCAGUAAAGCAUCAGCGCAACAGCGAGCUGGACGUGCUGGAAGAACAAGACCAGGAAAAUGCUUCCGACUCUACACAGAAAAGGCUUACAAAAAUGAAAUGCAAGACAAUACAUAUCCUGAAAUUUUGCGAUCAAAUUUAGGAACUGUUGUGCUGCAAUUAAAGAAACUUGGAAUUGAUGAUUUAGUUCAUUUUGAUUUCAUGGAUCCACCGGCACCCGAAACACUUAUGAGAGCAUUGGAACUUUUAAAUUAUCUUGCAGCACUUGAUGACGAUGGAAAUUUAACUGAUCUCGGAUCUGUCAUGUCAGAAUUUCCAUUAGAUCCACAACUUGCUAAAAUGUUGAUCGCUUCAUUCCCGCAGUGUUUUGUACGUCCAAAUGAAAUGAAGAAACAAGCAGAUGAAUCAAAGAUGAGAUUCGCUCACAUUGAUGGAGAUCAUUUGACAUUGCUGAAUGUUUAUCAUGCUUUUAAGCAGAGUAAUGAAGACCCUCAAUGGUGUUAUGAAAAUUUCGUGAAUUAUCGUUCAUUGAAAUCAGCUGACAAUGUCCGACAACAGCUUGCUCGUAUAAUGGAUCGCUUCAACUUGAAACGAACCAGCACAGAAUUUACAUCAAAAGAUUAUUACAUCAACAUUCGUAAAGCUUUGGUUCAAGGUUUCUUCAUGCAAGUUGCCCAUUUAGAACGUACAGGGCAUUACUUGACCAUUAAAGACAAUCAGAUUGUUCAAUUACAUCCAUCAACAUGUUUAGAUCAUAAACCAGAUUGGGUUAUCUACAAUGAGUUUGUACUCACAACAAAAAAUUACAUUCGAACUGUCACCGAUGUUAAACCUGAAUGGCUUCUUAAAAUUGCACCUCAAUAUUAUGAUCUUAACAACUUCCCACAAUGUGAAGCUAAGCGUCAACUGGAGCUUUUACAAGCACGAUUGGAGUCAAGACAAUUCACGCAAGGAUUUUAAGAAAAUUUCCAAUUUUCUUUCUUCUGAUAUUUAAGCUGACGUUUAGUUUCUUAAUUAGCAUAUAACUUUGUAUCUGAAAUUCAAUUAUUAAAAUAUUCUGUCAGUGAAGAUUAAAAUACAAGAAAUAAAAAUAUAAUUUCAAAAAUGAUU